AUGCCACCAAAAAUCAACGAGAUAGUAUAUAAUAAAUCAAUGUUCUACAAGGUUGUCUUUGCCGUCGUUGUCUCUUUCGCCUUGACUUCAGCUCUUCCAAUUCCAGGAGAUAUCGGAGGAAGUCUUCUAAGUCCCCUUGGAGAGAUUAUCAAACAAAUCACUGACCUAUUGGAUUCUCUCAAGACUCAACUUCCUGUUCCACUUCCAGAACUUCCAGAAGUUCCAGUCCCAAGUGUUCCAGAGAUUCCAAUUGAACUUCCAACUCUUCCAGAAGUUCCAACUCUUCCAGAGAUUCCAUCUGCCUAA
This is a messenger RNA of Caenorhabditis remanei, 306 nucleotides long. RefSeq lists its product as uncharacterized. The transcript is spliced from 3 exons. Lineage: Eukaryota; Metazoa; Nematoda; Chromadorea; Rhabditida; Rhabditidae. The record is from RefSeq and is a predicted model, not a curated record. The coding region runs from base 1 to 306 and encodes 101 amino acids.